Molecule: messenger RNA, 368 nt
Organism: Loa loa (African eye worm)
Lineage: Eukaryota; Metazoa; Nematoda; Chromadorea; Rhabditida; Onchocercidae
Exons: 3
Coding region: 54-266 (70 amino acids)
Source: RefSeq, a predicted model, not a curated record
UUCCUGUCAAACCAUACAUAUUUCUUUGCAGUACAUUUCUUGUGUUAGUGAAGAUGCCCCCAAAGUCAAGGUAUGUAAUAGUGCAGUUGGCCAGUGUUAUAUCGGGUUCUACGCGUAUAUGGAUACGUGAACGUACAGCGGAUAAGUUUCGUGGAAUAUUUUAUGAUCCUGCAAUUGGACGCGAAGUACUGUUUGAAGAAAAGCAAAAAGUGAAAGGGAAAGCAACACUGCCAGAAAAUGUAAAACGGCGUUUUAACCUGAUUUGAACGAAAUCUAUUAAAAUUAAAAAUAAAGUUUUUUUUUUACAGUAAACGGCCUAAUUCAAUGCUGUGACGUUUAAUCAUGUGGAAUUCAGAAUGUAAUCAUGC